Prunus avium (sweet cherry) is the source of this 2409-nucleotide messenger RNA. NCBI's taxonomy places the organism in Eukaryota, Viridiplantae, Streptophyta, Magnoliopsida, Rosales, Rosaceae. The record is from RefSeq and is a predicted model, not a curated record.
CUUUGGCAAUAGGCUUAGGUAUAUCGGUGCUAUUUACGGAUGUUCCCUUAAACUAUGCACGGUAGCAAUCACAAAAGCAUACGGCUACCUUGGUCCUCUCCAGUCUCAGAUCCUAAAACCCCAGAAGCACAGGACCGAAAACCCGAAGGGUGGUUUUGGCCAUGAAUUCAAUAUGCAGAGCAAUAACCACAAAAAAACGCCUUCUUCUCUUGCGUCCCCUGCAGCUUCUGCAAUCUCACUACGCCACCACCACUGGAAAAACUAAACCCAAAACCCAAAACACUAAAACCAUCACUAAACCUCCUCCUUCCAAACCACCGCCAAAGGUCGAUUGGCCGAGGCCGGUCGAAGUCCCGUUCCAGCCGAAGGUUGCCAAUUCAGUGCGCCUCAUUGGUCACGUGCAUACCCCUCUUCAAUCCCAAGCUACCCCUGAUGGGAACGUUUGGGCUGCCACCAUUCUCUCCUCUUCUUCAUCUUCGUCUCAUUCUCUAAAGAUGCCCAUAAUAUUUGAGGGUGACUUGGCUCAUAUUGCCAGUUUGCAUUUGAAAGAGAAUGACUUUGUGUUUGUAGCUGGAAGUUUGAGGUCGGAUUUGCAUCAUCUAAAUGCUAGUAAGGGCCAGACCCCUCUCCAGGUUAUGGUGCAUACUCUUUACUUUGUCGAAGAAUCUUCUCAAACGAAAAAAAGCUCUAAAGAUGACAGACAAGAAGAAAAGACCAUUGAUCACACAGUAGCAGCAGGUGUAAAGGAGGACAUGGAGAAAUCAUGGAAAAAUCUCCUCACAUGGAAAGAUCUCCUUGCCAAGCCUCAUGAGUGGUGGGACAUCAGGUCGUUAGAGGAUAAUCCGAAGGCUGCAGCAUUUGAACGGAAGAAUAAUGGCGAAGUACUUCGGAUUGAUGACUCAACUCCUGAAUGGAUCCGAAAUAAGUUAGAUUCCACAACAUUUGAUCAGAAACCUAUAUCAGAUAGUUGUGAAACCAGCUUGAAGAACGAUGGGGAUUCUACGUUAGGUCCUUGGAGAAACCUUCUUGAUAAUCCAAAACAGUGGCGGGAUUACCGCAACCCCAAGCUCAAUGGAUUGGUAAACCCAAACCACCCUGAUUUCAAGAGCAAGGACGGUGGUCAUGCACUCUGGCUUAACAAGGCCCCACAGCCGGUUUUAUCAGAACUUGAAGGCAUGGAGUUUGAUGUUCAAAUUCAGAAGUCAAAACAAGCAAAGGAGAGUAGAGGUGAUGAGUCCUGGAAGGACUUGGUGGAAAACCCGGGUAAAUGGUGGGAUAAUAGAUUGGAAAAGCGGAACAAAAAAGGUCCAGACUUUAAACACAAAGAAACUGGUGAAGCACUAUGGCUCAGCAGUUCACCAGCAUGGGUGCUACCUAAGCUGCCACCUUUAAGAACUAAGCAAGCUGUGACGAUUGGCAAUACGCCUACCCAAUCUCUAACAAUUUUCAUACAUACUUUUAUAGUAGCAGCAGGUGUAAAGGAGGACAUGGAGAAAUCAUGGAAAAAUCUCCUCACAUGGAAAGAUCUCCUUGCCAAGCCUCAUGAGUGGUGGGACAUCAGGUCGUUAGAGGAUAAUCCGAAGGCUGCAGCAUUUGAACGGAAGAAUAAUGGCGAAGUACUUCGGAUUGAUGACUCAACUCCUGAAUGGAUCCGAAAUAAGUUAGAUUCCACAACAUUUGAUCAGAAACCUAUAUCAGAUAGUUGUGAAACCAGCUUGAAGAACGAUGGGGAUUCUACGUUAGGUCCUUGGAGAAACCUUCUUGAUAAUCCAAAACAGUGGCGGGAUUACCGCAACCCCAAGCUCAAUGGAUUGGUAAACCCAAACCACCCUGAUUUCAAGAGCAAGGACGGUGGUCAUGCACUCUGGCUUAACAAGGCCCCACAGCCGGUUUUAUCAGAACUUGAAGGCAUGGAGUUUGAUGUUCAAAUUCAGAAGUCAAAACAAGCAAAGGAGAGUAGAGGUGAUGAGUCCUGGAAGGACUUGGUGGAAAACCCGGGUAAAUGGUGGGAUAAUAGAUUGGAAAAGCGGAACAAAAAAGGUCCAGACUUUAAACACAAAGAAACUGGUGAAGCACUAUGGCUCAGCAGUUCACCAGCAUGGGUGCUACCUAAGCUGCCACCUUUAAGAACUAAGCAAGCUGUGACGAUUGGCAAUACGCCUACCGCAUGAAACACGCAAGCAUCUGUUAGUUGUGUUUGAGCAAAUUUUGGAAAAUGGAUUUUGGCUGUCCUGAUAUUCGAAUUAUUCUGAUGUUUUGCAGCUUAUUGCACCUGUUUAUAGUAGCGUCGGAGACCACAUGGAUGAUUUAUUUAAUUCUUCCAUCUUGCCCUGCACAUGCUUAAUAUAUUUCUGAAAUGUACCAUACUAUAUAGAAAAUACAUCUUCAGGGAAUGCAUAUUUUAUUGCA